AUGGAGUUGAAGGUUCGUCUGGGAAGGGAAAAGAUAAGGGUCAAAAUAACCAUUAGGGUCUCAUUUGUCAAACAAAAGGGGGCGAUUAGGGUCUCUUUUGAAUCGAACGACGAAAAGCCUUUCAUGUCGACGACUUGGUUGGGCUUUGAAUUCGAUUGCCCUUAUUUGUGGCUAAGAGGAUUGAGAAUUAGAUUAGUUCCAUUCUCCCAUGCUCUCAAAACUGUUCCUCGGAUCUCUUUGCCAUACUGUGGAUAUGACUUGAUUUCCGCUUUGAAUUCAAUGCUACAUGUUCUGGUUGACAUUUUCAAUGACUUGCAUGUAGUAUCCUGUCCAUUGGUGGAGAGUAAUGUGACUUUGGUUGGUCAUGUUGAGCCU
Molecule: messenger RNA, 375 nt
Organism: Striga asiatica
Lineage: Eukaryota; Viridiplantae; Streptophyta; Magnoliopsida; Lamiales; Orobanchaceae
Source: the annotation of a GenBank genome assembly